GUUUGCCGCAUGGAAGUCGCCCAGGUUAGGCUGAAAAUCAUCUCUCCCAUCCGGACGUUGUCCCCCCCCACCCCCCACCCCCAUCUCUUCCCAUUUUCUUCAUUCUGCUUUCCGAGCGCAGACGCAGCAACACAGUUAGAUUUAACCGGGAUUCUCCGGGAUAGAACGGCAUCCAUCUGCUGGAGGACUAAAAGGGAGAGUCUGAGUCUCGGCAUCAUUCCAGCAGAGAGGAGGAAAAAGAGGAGGAAGAAAGGGGGCAUUUCUCACUCAGAUGUAACAAUCUGAUGAUCGUCAAGUGCGCAAAAGCCGCUGCUUGAAACAUUACGCACGGUCAGUUGUUUCCACUUUCUAUUUAUUCUCCCUUUUCCUCCCUCCUCCCCCUCUCCAUUCCCUGCACGGACAGACCUGGGGUCGGCUGUUUGCAGGGGGACCUCCAUGGUGUCUGAUUUUGCCAAGCGACCCACCGGGAGGCUUGGAACUGAGAGAACCCGUCGCCCUAGUGGAAUAUUAACCACCUAAACCCGAAAGCAGCCCAGGGGGAUGCUGCAGCAGAGUUUGGGACUCUAGAGAGCUUCCCAACUUUUUGGGGGGAAGGCUUCUAGUCUCGUUUCCUCCGCCGUCUCCGCUGGUGGGACUUCUGUUUGGUUUGCGCCUCCUGAGUAAAUCCAUCAUGGACCAGUCGACGUCUUUGGAUAUAGAAGCGCUCAAGAUGACCCAGGAGCAGUACAUCCUAGCAGCUCAGCCAAACCCGCUCCACCAGCGAGGAGCUUCCGAGUGCAGUGGCCAGGUUUACCCCGCAGUCGGCAUCUAUGGCUGGAGGAAGAGGUGCUUGUACUUCUUCAUCCUUCUACUUCUUGUCACCAUGAUUGUCAACUUGGCGCUGACCAUCUGGAUCCUCAAAGUCAUGAACUUCACACCGGAUGGCAUGGGGAACAUGCGAGUCACCAAGGAAGGAGUCAGAUUGGAGGGAGUGUCGGAAUUUUUAUUGCCUUUAUAUGUCAAGGAGAUCCAGUCACGAAGGGACAGUCCACUGAUCCUCCAGUCAGACAGAAAUGUGACCAUAAAUGCAAGAAAUGAUCAGGGACAACUGACUGGUCAGCUAACUGUGGGUUCAGAGAUGGUGGAGGCCCAGUGUCAGAGGUUCGAGGUGAGGAGUGCCGAUGGUGAGAGGGUGUUGUUCUCAGCAGAUGAAGAAGAGAUCAGCAUCGGGACGGAAAAACUUAAAGUCACAGGCAGUGAAGGAGUGGUGUUCAGCCAUUCUGUAGAGACUUCACAUGUAAGGGCAGAACCUUUCCAAGAUCUAAAGCUGGAGUCCCCAACUCGAACCUUGACCCUGGAGGCUCCCAGAGGGGUGGAGAUCAGUGCCGGAGUGGGAGACUUCACAGCUUCCUGUAGAAAAGACCUCAUAUUGCAGUCUUCAGAUGGAGAGAUCUUUCUAGAUGCCAACACCAUCAAGCUGGGCAAUAUUCCCCUCGGUAGCUCUGUAGACCCACUGGAAGGGGCACCUGCAGGCACCACCUACACCAAACAGACUGUGUACGAGCUGUGCGCCUGUGCUAACGGCAAGCUCUACCUGUCCCCAGCGGAGAAAGGCUCCACCUGCCAAACCACCAGUAACUUUUGUCUCUGGAGCUGAAAAUGAGAGGCUUUUAAGAAACACAGACUGAAGAGUUUGAAGCUAAUGCUAGCCAACAGACUACAGAAUCAUCAUGGAUUAUAUGUUGGAUACACGCUGAGGCCAGCUAAAAGGCAGAAUCAACACGGAAAAACGCAUGGCAAGAAGUUCAUGCACGUUCAGCAAUCAAAUGGUAUUGUAGCUGAUGGUUGCUAAGAGACUGAAUCGACAAAGGCUGUGGCUUCAUACAAAACUAAUGCAAGCUAGAGGACUGAAUCAACAUGGACUACAGUCUGUGUGAGGCCAUAGCCAGCACUCCAACCAAAUGAAUAAGGAUUGGUCUGUGGCCAAUGCCAGUAAAAAGGAUGGAUGACUUGACACAAAAGGUUUUGUACUAGAACAACUCCUGGACAAAACGAGCGGUCUUGUUCUGGGGGUCGUGCUGGUUGUCUGCCCCUUUUAGUUACAGCCAGAACAGUUUGAAAGUCAGAUUUUGCUCUUGGGAUUUGUUUUUUGUGUUCACUGUUUGACCAAAACCUCCCUGAAAAUGAGCUUUUCUCUUCCUUCUUACGUUUUGUUUGUUUUUAAAACGAUUGUGGACUUUCAAUUCUACCAGGAAAUGGAUGGAAUUAACUUAUCAGUUGGCUGUGGUACCAGACAAGAGUGAACAUGUUGGCUUAGCCCGAUGGGUAGCUAAGAACUAAAUCAGACAAUGACUUUGUCUUGUGGGAAGCUGACGCUACCUAACGGACCAAUCUAUACCAGAAAGGCCUUCCCCCUCUUCCCUUCCCUACACUAUUUCAAACCAACAUUGUUACAGGAUGUGAUCCUUCUGCAUUAGUCUAAACUUGAUAGUGACAGUGUCCUUCAACCCACUUUUUAUUCAAUAACUAAUGCAAGUAAUUGUGCUUAAACCUUGGAUUCACCUGCUAUGUUUCCUUUAUAAGUUUUCAGAUCUUUUAUGUCCACUUAUAUCUUUUGAGUUCUUUUCCCCAAAGUAAAAAAAAAAGAAGUUGUUUUUUUUUCCUUUUAUCAGUUGAGUGCCUCCAAAAGCUUGAAUCUCACUGGGUCUCAGAUGUUGAUGAAAUAAUGCAAACAUCAUUUAUGGAAGAGUUUAGAAAAUAUCUAAACAUUUUUGCAAAGGUUUGUGUACGUCACUGAAAUUUUUUAGUACAUUUGGGAAAUCUUUGGGAAAACAAUUGCCACUGUUUUUGAAACUCAUCUGGUACUUUUUCAAAUAAGUUUCAGUGACUCUGAAAUUGCCAAGAGUAUGAGACCCUGUACACACGUAGCCGUGGAUCCUACGAAAGGAAGAUACUUUGUCACGGUUUGGCUUGUUAUCCACGUGAAAGUGAAGAUACCACCCCAAAAUUUUAUUUCAAUAAAAUCUGAUCAAUGUGGAGACUUUUGAAUUCUCCAUUGUCAGCAUCUGCGUCAUUUAAUUUUUUUUGACAAUAAAAACCACAACAUCUCUAAUCGUAACCCGACACCCGUGACAAAAGUGCUCUGACAUCACAUGAGCGACCUGUGUUUACUUGCACUUGUUUUUACAAGAUCAAACACUUCUCUACAGGAGGAUCUCUUGUCAAUGUUUGUAAUUAUCACAUUGCAUCACGGGAUUGUGUGGCAAGAAACAACGUAUUUUGAAUAUAAUUAUAAUGUUUUGCACAUACGGAGGAUUUAGCAAAGCAGAUGGAUCAUUCUUGCUGUGUGGUUGAUUGUUCGGCCCGUGGGAGGCUUUUAGUGGAAUUUCCUCUGUAAACAACUGCAAAAUACGAAAGAGAUGAUAGCGAACAACCUGCACUCUCUGAAGAAAGCCUGGAUUCCUGCAGUAUCAGGCAGUUUGAGGCUAAUUUUGUUCAUGGUGUUUCCUUGUGACUCAGCAUUUUUUUUAUUAGAGAAAAUGUUUUUGAAUUGAAUUGAAUUGAAUUUUUUAAUCAUCUUCGUGUAUUUUUAAAUUCACCGAGUCAUAUUGUUUUCGCAGUUGGAUUCAGGAGUCUCAACCUGCGAUCACUGUACUAAUAAAUAAAUAAAGAAAUAAGAACACUGAUUAAUGAGGACUUACCCAGCUUUGUGGUCACAGUGAAGCUUUAUCCGUUUUCUUUGACCACCACCCACAGCUGAUGUAAAUAACGCUGUUGCUCUGCUCAUUAGGGGCUGACUCCUACUAAUAGCAUGACCACGGCUUUCUGUUUUAUCGAAGAGAUCGGUACAACUUUCCUUGAAAAAAAAAUCGUAGGCCCCCAUACUUUUGAAAGCCUUUAAGUGUUCAUGAGUGAGGGCUCCAGGGCUUUCUAUUAAUUGGGAAUAAAUGUCUCCCCAGCAGAUUUGUGGCCAAGACAUCAGUGAAUCGGACCAAAGUUCUUUGUCAUCCCAGACCUCAUAUGGAACUUGAAUAACUUAAAUUUUGUCAUCGAUACGGAUUUUAGGCCAUUCUCUAAACCUCCUUGCGUCUUCAGAUGUUAAAGUCCUUGUGUAUUGGGGAUUUUGCCCGCAAACUCUCUUGCCACAUCUUUGUUAGGAAAAAAUGUCUCACCAGCAGAUAUGAAGAAAAAACAUCAGCACAUCAGACCAAAAUUUGUCAUCAUCCCAGAGCUGAAACAAGCUUUUAAUAACUUGAAAUUUGUCUUCAAUUCAGAUUUUAGGCUUUUCUCUAAGCAUCAGUCUUUAGAUGAUAUUUUAUAUAUUGGGGAUUUUGCUUGCAAACCUUCUUGAAAGUGUACGUUACGUAUUGAUAGCAGUGUGUUUUGCCACACAGCCACUAGCACUUUCACACAAUGAUGAAAAAAUAUGUGAACAAAGAUCCUCCUAUUUUAGAAGACCACAGGCUAGGAAAAACUUUACGGACUGUUAUUCCCUGCCCCCAGUUUAUAUUACGUCCAGCAAGCAUUUUGACACUGACAAUUGUCAGCUGCCUACAAGCUUGGGAUUCCUAUGAAUGUGCCAAAAACGUUUUUUCUCAAACGGUGGUGGAGUGGACCCAGGUUUUUUUCCUAGAUGGGUGAUGGAAGAUUAACAAAAACACGGCUGCAUGUGCACAUGGCCUGAGAAAUUUUUCAGGUGGGCCAUCAUAUAACACAAUCUUUACUGGUUAGAAAUAAAUAAUUAUCUUGUGAUUUUACUGUCGGACAGAAACAUUAUGACUUGCCAUGUUUUGUAGUUUUUACUCAUAAAAGUACCAAGUCUGUGCAUUUCCAACUAAUCUUGCAGCUCAGUGAGAUACCUGCUUUAGUCUUUCCACAAUUUGUUUCAGCUCUUUUUUUUAUGUCCUCAAAGAUUUUUCUUCUGUCUAUGCACCUUUUUGAACUUGGCUGAUAAGAAAAUAUAAUUCUAUUUAUACAUCAAUGUCUGCCAAAGUAGGGAAAAACAUUUAAACUGGUCUGUCUGCAUUGCCACUGGACUGGUAUAACUAUCUAUCUUUGAUAUUAUAGUUGUACAUUUUGCAGAAAUGUCCCUUUCCUCGCUGUUGUUUGUUUCGAUUAUGAACAUUUUCAUUUGGGUAAAUGAUGCUGUUUUCUACCACAUAAGAGAAAAUUAUUUACAAAAAACAACAAAGCAAAUGAAUCAUAUAUCCAGGAUUGUUGUUUUAUCAAAGGACAUGUUGCUGUCUGGCCGAGGUAAACUCAUUGCACAACAGAUCCAUUUAGUAUUUUACAUCAUCAUCCGGUGUUUUUUCUCUGCAACAUUUUUUUACACAUUGUAUGAAAACCUUUUUGCUCUCAUUAAAAGCCACUUUCUCUUUCUUCUCAAACACUUUUUCUAAAUUUUGCUCACUUUUCUUUUCAGUCUUUCCUCACCUUUGAACUCCUCUCCCUUCUCUUGACUUUGUUCCAUCAGUAAAAAGUCAUUCUGCCUUCUUGUCACAUCUUUCAUCUUUUACCCAUCAAUCACUAAAUGACACAUCUUGAUGUUAUUUCCACAUCCUAUUUGUUACAUCCUCCUUCCUGACUCUCCUCCUGACAUCCCACGCUAUCAGGAAAUCUAUCCCCCUAUUCUCACAUCACAAUUCUUUUCAGAAACAACUGAAUCUUAAUAAGAUGUUAGUUUAACAUCUGGGGUCAGAGUAAUGUCCUCCAGUCUCCUGACACAAAACCCAAUCUUUGCAAUAGCUGAAGUUCAGAGUAAAUCUGCAUAUCUGUAUGGUAAUAACCUUCUGAGAGAAUCAGUGGAUGGAUUUUGGUUGUUUGUGAAUGGAACAAGGCCCUGAGGCAUUCUUUCUUUGAAAACAAAGUUAUCCACAGGUGCCUUUGCUGCUGUUGGUAAAAGCACAUCACAAACUGAAGAUUCACACUACCCUCAGUGGACCAUCUGCAAGUGUCUCUGAACUAUCUCCUAUCAACCAACCUACCUAUCUGUUUGGUUCUUUGUUUUUAUUUUAGUUUUUCCUGCCUUUAUAUCUUCAGUUUUAAAGAACUUUCCGAAUAUCCAACAGAAAAUGAAGAACAGUUCUGUCCUGGUUUAAAUGUUCAGUUUUAACUUUUUGAUCUUUUCCCUUAUGGUUUUAUUCUUGAUGAUUAAAAAAGCACAAAUAAUGCCAUGUAUAUAACAAUACCAAUAAAAUACAAUAAUAAAAAUAUUGUUUUUAAAGAGAA
Nothobranchius furzeri (turquoise killifish) is the source of this 6207-nucleotide messenger RNA. RefSeq names its product zeta-sarcoglycan. Gene Ontology annotation, biological process: heart contraction; cardiac muscle tissue development. NCBI's taxonomy places the organism in Eukaryota, Metazoa, Chordata, Actinopteri, Cyprinodontiformes, Nothobranchiidae. The record is from RefSeq and is a predicted model, not a curated record. Gene Ontology annotation, cellular component: sarcolemma; sarcoglycan complex.